AUGACCAUCUUCAAGAGGAUGAAGACUAUUUUGCCCGGUUGUGUUUUUCUGUGGGCGAUGUUGCAGCGCGGCAUUUUGCAGGUUGUUGAGUUACCUGACGCAGUGUUGAACUGCUGUGAGGGCGACAUUCUCCUCUUAUUGGACUCUUCGGGAAGCGUGGCCAACUAUGAGUUCUCCCAGAUGCUAGGCUUCACUGCUAAGCUUCUUCGGCCCUUCACGCUUGGCCGUGGCCACGUCAGGGUUGGGCUGCUGCAGGUGGGGACUGAUCCGAAUCUGGAGUUCGGCUUGGAUGUUCACAGCAAUCAGAGAAGUCUUCAGAAAGCACUGCUCGGCAUCACACAGUUGCACGGAAGCACCAACACGGAAGCGGCACUAAAAGUGGCCCAGCAGCUUCUGACAGAUACGCGUGUGCCCAAGGUUAUGCUCUGGCUGACGGAUGGUGUCGAGCUGGGCGAGGUGGAAGAGCCAAUAGCGCAGCUGAAGGUGCAAGGGGUUUCUGUGUUAAUUGUGUCCACCGUGCAUGGAAACUUCCAGGUGUUGCAGCGUGCCGUCUCACCUCCUAUAGAGUCACAUCUCUACUCUGUGGACAUAGACAACAUUGACAUCAUCACAGAAGAAAUGAGAGCAGCCAUUAUCCGAAUCAUUCGAGCUGAGCGACUUCGUGCCAUUGACAUAACAUCCACCAGUGCUGUACUGCAGUGGCGCCCUGUUUUAAGCACACUUGGUGGCUACUAUGAGCUGUGGUAUAACGCCAUUGCGAAUACAAAUCCAGAGGAUAAACGUAUCCUCCGUGGAGAGUCCAGCUCAGUGGAGCUGACCAAACUGAGACCUGGGACGACCUAUUCCGCCUUCCUGCGACCCGAGUCCAACCAGAGGCUUUUCAACACCCUCACAGUGAGCUUUACUACACUUCCCGAGGUUUUAAGCCCAGCCGUGGUCUCGGUGUCUGAAUCUGUCCCCCGUCAGACCCGAGUGAGUUGGGGUCCCCUGCAGCCAUCUCUGAUUGAGAGAUACACAGUGGAGUACGGAGCAAUUCCAAGCGGAGCGCCUACAACUGUGAUAGUACAGAGCAACCAGAACUCCACUGUGCUCACCCACCUGGAGCCAGGAAUUGAGUACCUUGUUACAGUCAGUGCUUUGUACAAGAAUGGAAAAGAAAGAGCCAUGUCUGUGAAAGCUUGCACUCAAAAAGCAGCAGCGACUCUGCCACCCCUCACUGACCUUCAGACGACCUCAUUAACGAACAAGGAGGUGCAGGUGGAAUGGAAGGCCCCACAGCAGGGCCUGAAAGGAUUUUGGCUUCGCUGGGAUAAAGGAGACACCCAUGAUCCCUCUUCAACAUACCUGCCGCCGUCUUCACACUCAACAAGACUCACACACCUUGCUGCCAACAGCCGUGUGUGCGUAUCCCCCGUUUACAGUUCUGGCCGAGGAGAGGGCAUAUGCUGCUCGACAGACAAUUUAAUUGGUUAG
This is a messenger RNA of Nerophis lumbriciformis (worm pipefish), 1473 nucleotides long. NCBI's taxonomy places the organism in Eukaryota, Metazoa, Chordata, Actinopteri, Syngnathiformes, Syngnathidae. The record is from RefSeq and is a predicted model, not a curated record.